GUCUUGAAGUUUUGUCGUUUUAUCCUCCCCCCCAGCUCACUCGUUUGGUUUCCUCUUCAUUCCGACCGGUUUCGAAGGGCAUCUAGGAUUAUGGCUGACGCUUGCGACAUCACCGACCUCGAAACGUUCGCGGCAUGCAUCGAAGGCAAAGUCAGCGGCCAGGAGAUCAGCGUCAACACGUUUUGGCUCAUGUUUGGUGCCGUCCUGGUGUUCUUCAUGCAGACGGGAUUCGCCAUGCUUGAGGUGGGGGCUGUCCAGGCGAAGAACGCCAAGAACAUUCUCAUCAAGAACGUCUUCGACGCCAGCCUAGGAGGAAUCAUGUGGUACACCACCGGGUACGGGAUCGCGCUAGGGUCGGACUCGUACGAAACGUCCGGCAACAACGGCUUCAUCGGCACCGACGGCUUCCUCCUCACCACCGGUGCCUUCAGGGGCAGCGGGGACGACGUGGGUGUCAACUGGGCGGGAUGGUUGUUUCAGUGGGCCUUCGCCGCGACCACCGCCACGAUCGUCUCCGGAGCGGUGGUGGAGCGCGUGACCUUCGGUGCCUACGUGAUCUACGCGAUGUGCCUGCUGGGCUUCAUCUACCCUGUCGUGGUGCACUGGGGCUGGUCUGCGGGCGGCUGGGCUUCCGCCUGGAGGGAGACGGAGCUCCUCAUGGACUGCGGUGUCCUCGACUUCGCCGGCUCCGGCGUCGUACACAUGACCGGGGGCACCGCCGCCUUGGUCGGAGCCAUCCUCCUCGGACCCCGCUCCGGCCGUUUCAUCGACGGCAUCCCCGUCGAGCUGCCCCAGCUCAGCUUCGUGUACCAGACUCUCGGGACGCUGUGCCUUUGGAUGGGGUGGUACGGCUUCAACGGCGUGAGCACUCUCGCCAUCGUUGGCCUGGGAGAGGUGGCGGCGCGUGCGAUGGUGAACACGACCAUCGCCGGAGGCGUCGCUUGCGUCACCUCCGUCGCCGUGGCCUACCUCCGAAUCGGGUACGUGGACAUCACGGCGGCCAACAACGGGGUGCUCGGUGGGCUCGUUGCUAUCACUGCUGGGUGCUCCGUGGUGAUGCCGGAAGGGGCGGUGGUGAUCGGAUUUGUGGCUGGUAUAGUCUACAACGUUUGCAGCGUCCUCCUCCUUAAGCUGCAGAUCGAUGAUGUGGUGGAUGCGUCCCCGGUGCACAUGGGCUGCGGAAUCUGGGGCGUGCUGGCGGCCGGCCUGUUUGCCGAGAAGGACAACUACGGCGAGUCGUACUACAGCGACAGGCAGGGAGACUGCUGCGGGGCCUUCUACGGGUGCGGAGGCAACCAGUUCGCGGCCAAUCUGAUCUUCGUGAUCGCAGUUUUGGGCUGGGCCGGAUUCUGCUCCUUCCUCAUGUUCACCUUUGCCAAAUACACUGUCGGCCUGCGUGUCUCUAAGGCGAUCGAAGACAUCGGCAUGGACGACUCCAAGCACGGCGGAAUGACCAUGCCCUCCGGCGGCGACAGCCUGUCAAACAGCAGAGUGGUGAAGGCCUUCCCCCCCGGAGCGGCCGGCACGGACGUCGAAGGUGCUUCCAUCCAAGAGCACAAGAUUGGGAGGUAACCCCGGGUAGAGCUCGACUACGGGGAGCUGGAGAGCGGGUCUGAGGUCGUAGCUGAAACGACACCGGGUAACCAGGAUUGGGUGUACUCGGCGUUGCGCUCAAUCCCCAUUACGCCACCACUACAAGAUGGGUGCGUGCGCUGUGUUGCUCUGGCAACAUAGCCUGUGCGGCGUGUUCAAUAUUGUUAGCCCACAAGGAAUUUAGUAUUGCAAGGCAGAAGCAUGAUUUGUUCGUACACCCUCGUUUUUUUCCCUGCAUGCACGUAGUCUAUGCUUUGGGGGGCCGUUGGCGAUUGGGCAAGCAAAACUUCUACUUUAUUAGUAUAAGGCAAGGCGAUGUCGCUUGCUCUAACUGCUGUAGCUAUCGAAUACCACAGCAGAACGGCUCCGGUUUGUCACGACAAUCCGGGUCUCACCCAACCCUCCUGGUUCACAUUCCUCUGUAGUAUAUUGCUUAAUUCCUCAUGUUAGACGAGGGCAGGUGCAAUCGGACCCCAAGGCUAGGUUGUUGCGGGACGAUCAAAUAUUUUUGCCCGUGUCUAGCUGACGGGGCAUGUGUGAAGAGUACAUGAAGAACGCAAGGGCACUCCCCGCGUUGUUGUCACACUCGCAAAGUCAAAACCAUGCGAUAGGAUAGACUUCCUGAGUGGUAGAGGCCGUUGCACCCUGAUGACGGCAUAUAAAGUUGUAUUUGCUUGUUUCGGCGUGUCUGAAGAGGGACUGUGGGGGUCGGAGGAAAAGAAGGAGGAAGGAGGAGUGUUGGAGGUUGGUUGGCGGCCAUGCGGUACUCAUAGCGACACGAUGCAGAGCUGUUUGGGUUACAAGGGGUUUGAGGGAGCGGGAGGUACCAUCUACCCUUCCUUCUAGUUGUUGUCUCCUCGCGAGUGGGAAGCCAAGGUUUUUCUUCCACACGUAGUGCGUGGGGCCGUUAUCACUCGCUUGGAGUACACGAGUAGUAGCCCAGCGGCGAUGUAGCUGCGAUCGACAUGUAGCUUGUCGUGUAGCGGGCGGUCGUAAAAUCGUAAAAGCAGCAUAUGAAUGCGUAUGCAGCAGCAAUACCGUUGUUUCAUGUAUUUGGCUGACGUGCUUCCGAGAUAAGACGCGCAUCGCGCCAGAUUGCCAUGCCAAGAAACCGUCUUUCAUCGUCGUAUCAUAUGAGUGGAUGAGCUAUGCUGUAGCUUACUCACCAGCGCGAUGACGCAGGUGCAAACGUGCGUGAGGAAGAAUACGACGAGGAGAGCAGUUUGUUGGGGACGUAAGCGCCAUAAGAUUUUUAUGCAGAACCGCCACACGCAGACUUUCCCUCGAAGUAUUGGGUUCCUUCCUUGGGGUUUUUGUCAGCCUUUUCCCUCCCCGCGGAAUGACCCUCCCGAUGUAACGAGGUACACAUCUUGCAGUCUAGGUUAGUAACUUCGCGCGACCGAGGUAUAGUCUAUCCAUAGAUGUACGAAAAACCACACCGUUCAUCCGUGACUGGGGACCGAGUGCACCAUUUUCACACCUCCGUACAGAAGUCGCCAG
Molecule: messenger RNA, 3093 nt
Organism: Ectocarpus sp. CCAP 1310/34
Lineage: Eukaryota; Phaeophyceae; Ectocarpales; Ectocarpaceae
Source: the annotation of a GenBank genome assembly